Aureobasidium pullulans EXF-150 is the source of this 1982-nucleotide messenger RNA. RefSeq names its product acetyl-CoA synthetase-like protein. NCBI's taxonomy places the organism in Eukaryota, Fungi, Ascomycota, Dothideomycetes, Dothideales, Saccotheciaceae. Gene Ontology annotation, molecular function: CoA-ligase activity. The transcript is spliced from 4 exons. Gene Ontology annotation, biological process: secondary metabolic process. The coding region runs from base 65 to 1945 and encodes 626 amino acids. The record is from RefSeq and is a predicted model, not a curated record.
CAUAUAGCUAGCUCUUGCCUUUUGUAUUACCAAUCCUCCGCUUCUUUCUUUGCCCUUUACAACCAUGUCUGAUCUCGAAUUGUCCUAUGCCGGUGCCGCUCCUCCAACUCUUCCCACAGCCAACAUCUUCGACUUCAUCUUCUCAAAUCCUCUGCGAAGGAAUGGCCCUGUCGCUCAAUAUGCUCCAGAUGCUGAAUGUCGUAAUCAUGCCAUAUCUCACAUAGCUCCACACAAGCCUCUGCUUGUAGAUCCUCUCUCAUCUGCUCAAAUUAGUUGGGAAAGAGUACGACUUAACUCACUCCGUAUCGCGGCUGGACUACAUGCCCUGGGCUUGCAGCCCGCUCCUGCUGUACCUCUGUCCUCAACUGGUCACACUGCCAUCAUCUCCCCUGUUGUACUGCUACAUCUCCCUAACUCUCUGGCCUUCGCCCCUUUGCUUUUCGGUGUACUUGCCUCAGGCUUGACUGUGACUAUGGCCAACCCCGGUUUGACUUCAGGCGAGCUGGCUUGGAUUUUGAAGUCAUCAGAACCUCAGGUCGUCGUGACCACUCCAGAAGGUCUACAGGUCCUCAAUGCAGCCAUCAUGGAGAGCGAAAGCCCAAAAGUCAAGGCUAACCUGAUCAACACACAUCGUGUUUAUGUUGUUGACCCUGCACAUGAUGAAUAUGGUCUCCCAUGUGCGUUCUCUAAGGGUACCAAUCUGGAUCAGCACACACAAGAUUGGAAGGCAUUACUGGCAUCUCAGCCGCUGGAAAGCCCUGUUCAGUUCAAACCUAAUGAGUACAAAGACCGGACGGCAGUUAUCCUCUGGUCAUCUGGAACAUCUGGAAAGUCAAAAGGCGUAGUAUUGUCUCACCAAGCUCUCGUCAGCAACGUGCACUCACUCUGGCAUAUCAAUCAGGCGUUUGACGAGAACCAACGCUGGCUCGGCUUCGCUCCCUUCUACCACAUCUUUGCACUUUGCAACGUCUUGCUUCUUGCAGUUGCAUCUGGAGCCACCAUCUUUGUGAUGCCCAAGUUCGAUCCUAAGCUUAUGCUCAGCCACGUGCAACGCUUCCGCAUCACCUUCUUACACAUGGCACCUCCGGUCGCUGUGUUGCUCGCCAAAUCGCCCAUGUUGGAUGCAUAUGAUAUGACAAGUAUCCAAGGUGCCGUCAGUGGAGGUGCUCCUCUACCAUCAGAGAUCGUAGAGCAAGUAUACCGAAGACUAGGCAUAUUGAUCAAGCUAGGCUAUGGUCUAUCGGAAGCAGGUUCUGUAUGUAACCAGGUGGGUGAGACUUGGGAAGUCAUCCAACCACAACUCGGCAACACCGGCGUACCAUGCUUUGGUAUCGAGCUAAAGAUCGUGUCGGUCGAUGACCCUACUAAGGUCGUGGCAAAGGGACUCGAAGGUGAAAUUUUGAUCAGAUCUCCAACAAACAUGACCUGCUACCUCAACAAUAAGGCUGCGACAGACGAAGCCUUGGACAGCGAAGGCUGGUUCCACACUGGAGAUGUAGGCAAGAUCGAUGACCACGGGCACCUCUGGAUCACCGAUCGUCUGAAGGACGUGAUGAAAGUCAAAGGCUUUCAAGUCUCACCUUCCGAACUCGAAAACAUCCUGUGCGGUAGCCCAUCCGUUGCUGACGCUGCUGUGUGCGGUCUUUUCGACGCUGGGCUGGCGACAGAGCUACCAAGAGCAUAUAUCGUCCCUUCUUCGAAACACUUGGUGGACCAAUGCACGCCCAAUGGUCCCAUAACUCCGGAGCUCCAGGUCCUUGCUAAGGAAGUCAAAAAGCUAAUGGAGAGCAAGACUGUGCGGUAUAAGUGGUUGACGGGUAAUGUUGUGUUCGUGCCUGCAGUGCCGAAAUCGCCGAGUGGAAAGAUUUUGAGGCGUAUGCUUGUGGGAGUUCAAGGUGUUGAGGUGAAAUUGUACUUGAGCAGGGCGGAGAAGGCGAAGUUGUAGUAUGUAGCCAACAAUGACACAUCUGCUUGUGAGCGCA